This is a messenger RNA of Microdochium trichocladiopsis, 1629 nucleotides long. RefSeq lists its product as uncharacterized. The record is from RefSeq and is a predicted model, not a curated record. The coding region runs from base 1 to 1458 and encodes 485 amino acids. NCBI's taxonomy places the organism in Eukaryota, Fungi, Ascomycota, Sordariomycetes, Xylariales, Microdochiaceae. The transcript is spliced from 4 exons.
AUGCUGGACAUCGCUCUCGCCCAGCUGCCACCAGGCACGCCGUCCUGUGCAGUUCCGUGCUACCUCAAGAGUGCUCUCGCAUCGACUUGCGGGACCAAUGUCACCUGCUUCUGCACGGAUCAACGGUUCACUGCCGCAGUAGAGGCUUGUGUCACAUCAAGCUGUCGCAUCGAGGACGUCCUCGGACCCCUCCCCUGGACACAUGGUCAGACUAACGUCCCUUGCCUGAUAGUGGUCAAGAACUCGUCAAGCACAGCAUGUGGUUUCUCCGUGCAGAACAUCGCGACCAUGUAUACCGUGACAUCGACUGUCCUCACCGUAUUCGCCAUCGUCCUGGUCACCAUCCGCGCCAUAUAUAGGCAGUUCGUCACGGAUCUCGGCCUCGGGCCUGAUGACUGGACGAUAAUAGCCGUUGCAUUGGGCUGCAUCCCCUGCACUGUUCUCAACUACAGGUUGGCCGAGUUCGGCAUUGGCCGCGACAUAUGGACGUUGACGCCUCAUCAAAUCACCAGCUUCGGCUUCACGUUUUAUUUCAUCACCCUCGUCUACCUUACCAAGUUUGCGAUACUAAAGCUGUCGAUCAUGUUCUUCUAUCUCCGAAUCUUUCCCGACAUUCACUUCCGUCGCCUCGCUUGGCUCACCAUCGGUUUCAUCAUAAUGUACGGUCUGGCGUUCGACCUCGCGGCUGCCUUGCAGUGCUUACCCAUCAGCUACAAUUGGACGAGGUGGAACGAUACGCAACAGAGCGGACGCUGUUCGAGCGCUCCCGCCAUUGCAUGGUCACACGCGGCAGUUAAUAUCGUCCUUGAUCUUUGGAUGCUCGCUUUGCCUCUUUGGCAAGUCAGGUCACUCAACAUACACUGGAAGAAGAAGAUCGGCAUCGGAGCCAUGUUUAUCGUUGGCACAUUCGUCACCAUCGUCUCCAUCAUUCGCCUUGCAUCUAUCAUAAAGUUCAGCAGCAGCUCCAACGUAACCUUCGACUACACCCAAAUUACUCUCUGGUCCACCGUCGAGGUAGCCACAGGGGUCAUGUGUGCCUGCAUGCCCACAAUGCGCCUGAUUCUCGUCCGAGCCUGGCCCAAGAUCUUUGGCACAACAAGCACGACGACUCAUUACAACGCGUCAGGAAAGAGCUGGGGACACACUGGCAACACAGGGUCCCAAGCCAAUCCAUCUCGCAACCGGUCUGCCAAUCGAUCUGGGCGCCACAACAUAUGGAAACCAAAGUUCGCCAAAGGCAGCGGGCCCAGCGAGGGCGCGUUUGGCGGCGGCGGCGGCGGCGGCCGGCACAAGCGCAUCAACUCAAACGAUGACGCGACUGAGCUGCAGCCGUCGAAACCACAGCCGGCUUACAGGACAGAGUCGGCUCCGUCAGAACAUGGCAGCCACCACGAUGACGGGCGAUUCUACAAGAUCGCGAUCCAGACGAAUAUAGAGAUGAGGAACGAGCCCAAGUAGCUAGCUUGGUAACAAACAAGGACGUACUUUGGAUUCUCACCGGCGCAAUAAGAUGAUGAAUUUGACAAGAGCAGACACUGAGCAUUGCUCAGUGGAAACCCAAAGUUCAAUGGAUCUUUAAGAUCUGUAAGUCUGCUGGAGAUGUUUUCCUUUAGCACCCCGUCAAAGGAA